GCUCUCCGUGACAUCGCUGGAGAGCGCCGUUCCCUCCGCACGUGCUUAUGCGCGUGCAGAAGAGAUGCCGGGGACGAGGUGUGACCCCGAAGACGACAUCUGGCCAUGUCCGUUCGAGCUCUUGACGGAGAGGGGCAUUCAGGAGAGGAUAGAGGAGUUGGCGAAUCCCCAGAGUCAAGUUCUAGACGCGAAGAGAGGAUGGAAAGCCGAUUUCUUGAGCUUCCAGCCGUGUUUUGGUUCCGCGAAUCAGGAUCGGCUCGUGGUGAAGCAAUUGAAUGUUGGGGGAAAGCAAUGGACUCUUACCGGCGUCUUCGACGGUCACCUUGGGGACGCGACAGUUAAGCAUAGCGCGUAUCACAUACCGAUCAUGGUCGAAGAGCAUUUGAACAAGGCGCUGAAGUCCACUCCAUUGUCGAAGGAGGUGCUCGGACCCAGGACAGUAGCCGAUAUAUUGUGUCGAUGCUUCGCAUCUUUCGAUGAAGCCAUUGCAGCUGACGUCCUGAGCCUCUUUCCGGGCGGAGUGAAAACCUUGCCAUAUCUGUCCGACCGCGUCAUAAGAGACGUGAUGAACGACCCGAAAGGCGACGUUCUGCAGAAGGCGAGACUUUGCAUGCAUGGGACGACAGCGCUGGUAGCUCUUGUGGACCCUGAUCACGAACACCUCUGGGUGGCGAAUUUAGGAGACAGUCAAGCAUUCCUGAUGUCGCCUACGCAUACGAAUUCGUCCAUCACGCGACGGAGGACCAGCCUCCUCACCUCGAAGCACAACGGGGCCAACGACGCGGAGGUCGAGAGAGUAUUAAAUGAACACCCGGAAGAACCGGCAGCUGUAGCAGAUGGCCGGGUACUGGGGGUGAUUGCACCAUUUCGCAGUAUUGGAGACGUACCAUUCAAGUUGCCUCCGGAGUUCACGCGCAGGAUCCUCUACAACCUUGGUCCCGGAAUCCCCGAAGACGCGACGCAUCCUUGGGAAGAGUUCCUGCAGCACAAUCAGACGCCGCCGUACAUAUCAACCGAGGCCGAAGUCACGUACCGAAAACUGGAUAGAAGCAGGACUGAGAGCUACUUUCUGGUACUCUGUUCGGACGGCCUAACGGAUCUCCAUUUUCCGAAAACCGACGGGGAGACGGUGUGUGCCAUCGCGAGGUGUUUAUCGUCGCCUAUAGGAGACUCGAACCUAGCGACAAGACUUCUACGAGAUGCGAUAGGGGGCGGGGACAGGAGGAAGGUGUCCGCGGUGUUGACUCUUGAUACAGAUGUAUCGUGGAUCGAUGACACUACCAUCGUCGUCCAGUCGCUUUAG
This is a messenger RNA of Punctularia strigosozonata HHB-11173 SS5, 1303 nucleotides long. RefSeq names its product protein serine/threonine phosphatase 2C. Gene Ontology annotation, biological process: protein dephosphorylation. Lineage: Eukaryota; Fungi; Basidiomycota; Agaricomycetes; Corticiales; Punctulariaceae. Gene Ontology annotation, molecular function: protein serine/threonine phosphatase activity. Bases 65 to 1303 code for a protein of 412 amino acids. The record is from RefSeq and is a predicted model, not a curated record. The transcript has 4 exons.